Messenger RNA from Malurus melanocephalus (red-backed fairy wren), 4311 nucleotides. RefSeq names its product protein arginine methyltransferase 9 (gene PRMT9). Gene Ontology annotation, biological process: peptidyl-arginine methylation. The record is from RefSeq and is a predicted model, not a curated record. Gene Ontology annotation, molecular function: protein binding; protein-arginine omega-N monomethyltransferase activity. NCBI's taxonomy places the organism in Eukaryota, Metazoa, Chordata, Aves, Passeriformes, Maluridae. The coding region runs from base 24 to 2555 and encodes 843 amino acids. The transcript is spliced from 12 exons.
AGUGAGUAUUGACGUCCUUCAGAAUGCCCAACACCAAUGCUAAACUUCGCUCUAACCACAGGGGUGGUCGGGAAGCUAGCAGACGGGAAUUGGUUUCCAGAUCUUUGCAGAGUGCUCAGCAUUGCCUGGAGAACCAGGAUUUUGGAACUGCAUAYGCUCACUAUCUCCUGGUACUAAAUCUAGCUCCUGAGUUAAAACCUACUGUCAAAGAAACAUUUCAGUUUACUCUCUUUAAAUGGGCAGAAGAACUGGAUUCUCUGGCACGGAUUCAAGAUCUGUUCAACUGCUAUGAGCAAGCACUUGAACUGUAUCCCARUGAUGAAGUGAUCUGUAAUAGUAUGGGAGAACAUCUCUUCAGAAUGGGCUUCAGAGAUGAAGCAGCUGGAUAUUUYCAUAAAGCAGUGAAGCUCAACCCCGACUUUGCUGAUGCCAAGGAGAAUUUUUACCGYGUUGCAAACUGGCUGGUGGAACGCUGGCACUUCAUCAUGCUCAACGAUGCCAAGAGGAACCUCACCUACCUCAAGGCCAUUGAGAAUGCUGUCCACUCAGGGAGCACGUCUGUCCUGGAUAUUGGAACAGGAACAGGAAUUUUGAGUAUGUUUGCAAAAAAGGCGGGAGCAUCUUUUGUCUAUGCCUGCGAAUUAUCCAAAACCAUGUAUGAACUUGCCCRUGAUGUGGUGGCAGCAAAUAAUAUGGAAAGAGAGAUCAAACUUCUGCACUUGAAGUCACUUGAUAUAGAAAUUCCGAAGCACAUUCCUGAAAGAGUUUCCUUGGUUGUCACAGAAACAGUUGAUGCUGGCUUAUUUGGAGAAGGAAUUGUGGAGAGCCUGAUACAUGCUUGGGAACACCUGCUUUUACAACCAAAGCCUAAAAACCAAGACAUCAGUGCUGGAGAGUAUGGCAGAGUUAUUCCUGCAAGUGCUACGAUAUUUGGGAUGGCAGUGGAAUGCAAAGAGAUACGUAAACAUCACAGAGUGGGAAUGCAAGAAGUUGCUGGUGUGUGCUUGUCAAACUCAGUGCAGUUCUUCAGUCCCACAUAUGCUGCUGCUGGCUCAGAGGAAACUGUGGAGCCCUACACCACYGAGAAGCUCAGUCGUAUWCCUGGGGGCUACAGACCCCUGACAGAACCCUGUCAAGUCAUGACAGUAGAUUUCAACAAUUUGCAGGAGCUGAAAAGCCUGGCAUCUAGAAAGCCCUGGAAGCUUAGCCUGCCAGUCACUGAAGGAGGAAUACUGGAUGCUGUUGUGGUGUGGUUUGUACUACAGCUUGAUGAUGAGCAUGCUCUGUCUACAAGUCCCAGUGAGGAAACUUGCUGGGAACAGGCAGUGUAUCCUGUGCAGGGCCUCCUCGAUUAUUCUGUGAAGACUGGAGAUACUGUGAUGAUGGAAGUUUGCUGCCAAGACUGCUACUUGAAGAUCCAGAAGAUUUCUUCUUUGCCUUCAGAGUGUGGGAUGGAUUUCAGUGACAGAGACGACMUGCUGAGUUUGGGCAAUGAGGCUGAAUUAUGUAAUGCUCUGGCUGGACUUCAGACAAGCACCAAACAGGAUGGCAGCACUCCAGUGUGUGUGUUGGAAUCCACAGAAAUAGCUCUGCUCAAUGACGUACCCUAYCACGAAUGCUUUAAAGCUGCCAUGAGCAAAGUGCUGCUCUCAUUAAAUCCAAGUAAGGACUUGCACUCCAUGGAUGUUGAUGGACACGGCAGUGGGAUAAACCUCCAAGAGAAUCAAAACAAAASCUCUGUGGAUGUGGAUCCUGAUGCUUUGUACGUUUUAGAUGUAUCAGAAGGCUUCUCCAUUCUGCCAAUCAUAGCUGGCAAGCUUGGACCAGUUAGAGCYUACAGUUCUGUUGAGAAAGAACAGCAUCAGGCAGCACUUCAUGUCAUUGCAGAAGCAAACCAUUUCCCUAAGGAAACUUUAGAGUUUUGGCUCAGCCACUUGGAAGAAGAAAGUGUGGUGCUACAGAGACCCAAAUCAGACAAAUUGUGGAGUAUUAUUAUCUUGGACGUUAUAGAGCCAUCAGGUUUAAUCCAACAGGAGGUGAUGGAAAAGGCUGCAAUAUCCAGAUGUUUACUUCACAGUGGAGGGAAGAUUUUCCCACAGUAUGUGUUGGUAUAUGGGAUGCUUGUAGAAUCGGAGUCUCUGUUACUGGAGARUGCUGUUCAAGGAACAGAACCAACUCUGGGAUUUAAUAUAGCUCCUUUUAUCAACCAGUUCAAGGUACCUGUCCGUGUGUAUUUGGAUCUCUCCACGUUACCCUGUGUACCCCUGAGCAAGCCAGCAGAGCUCUUAAGGCUGGAUCUUAUGACCCCUCCGCUGAACUGCCCCAGCAGAGAAGUGAAGGUACAAAUUUGUAAGUCUGGCCGAGUUACUGCCAUUCCCUUCUGGUAUCACAUCCAUCUGGAUGAAGACCACAGCUUAAACACAUCUGAUGAGUCCUCACACUGGAAACAAGCUGCUGUUGUUCUUGAUGAUCCCAUCCCAGUUCAGGUUGGAGAUGAACUUGUACUUGAUGUCCAACACCAUAAAAGCAAUAUCAGCAUUACAGUGAAAAGGUGAAGAAGGUCCUGUGUGGAAUGAUUUGUGCUUAAUUACCUAUGCAUAAAAUGAAUCUUCAUAACAACACCGCUGCUACUUUGUAUUAAAGUCUAAAUUUUAUUUACUGAUGAAAAAGCCUGUUUUGUUGCUUUAAUAAUAGAUAUUUAGGUUCCACUGGCAGACUAAAAUGCACUGUAUUUUAUCAAGCAGUUUUAUAUUUUAUCAAGCAGUUAGAGGAGGCAUUGUCUUCACUGCAGCAAAAAGCUACCAGGUCAGCUGUAGUGAGGAAACAAAGCCUCCAGUUGCCUGUACCAGAAACAGACAGCUGUGGCUGGGAUGGAGUCCUUAUUUCUCAAACUGUAGUUCCACUUCUCCAUUGCCAAAGCACCCUACCUCAGUUUAUUGAGAUGUGAGCCUUGUAGGCCUGAACGGCAUUCCAGCUGCAGUAUCACAGUUCAGUGCUGCAGGGUAACUCAAGCUAUAUAAUGGAAGGUAAAACUGGUAAACAUUUUAGAAUCCCCCAGAUAAUUAUUUCUGGGAAUAYAAUGGGCCUGAACUCAUCUGUAUGAAAGGUAUAUGAAAUAUGUAUGCAUCAGUGACCGCAGUACUCCUGACUAUCAUCCACAGCAUUAUGUCUUGGUAUAAUGCAGGUAACCARUUCCUUCUAUUAAAUUUGUAUCCAAGUGGAAGACUGAUAAAAGCUUUGAACUSAGCACUUACUCUACCUUUGUAGAGAGGAGGAAGACUCUUACUAAGAGUUUUCUGUAGCUAAGCUGCUUUUUACUGUGCUCUCUGUUCAAUGGACGAGAGACAAUUCUGUGAUCUUUCCUUAAGAGCAGCCUGUAUAAAGAGCCAUCCACAAAUGAUUUUUCUAAAAUUUCAGUGCCUGCUAAAGUCAUUAUACACACUUUAUUAGGGCAAAUGUUUCAGAUAAUUUAACUUAUUUCUAUCUAUUUCUAUUUCUUUUUAYCAAGUCUGCUCAAUUUAACUUUAGGGACCAUUAGAGUUGAGGUUGUUCCAGCCUCAGCUGAACCUGUACCUGAUAAAUUGCUGUAAUAAAGCUUCUUUUAGAAGGGUCAACGAAAGGUCUCCAUUUUAUUUUACUACAAAACGGAGACACAAAAUGAGGUUUUCUGAAGAUAAAAUAACUGGAUACCAUCCUUUAUGCAAGGGGUACAAUGCAUAACAAGAUGCAAGUGAAUUGUAGAGUAGGACAGAGGCUCUUCAUGUUGCAUAGAGAACAGUAUUUCUUCAACCAUGGUCCAUAAAAUUUUAAGUUACUAUCUGACACAGCUAAACCUGGCAGGUGCGUAGCAAUUUCACCAGAGUGCAGUUUUAUAGAGAAGUAUUUAARUUUCUUGUGCAAGAAGACCUGAUAAAAGCAGAGACUUCACAGAGUGAGUUAGGUGUAUUUAUUAAGACUUUUAGCAACUAAGAUGACAGCACAGAUGACUUAGAGAAAAAUUAGACACAUUCAACUCCUUGAGUAAGGCAAGAGCAAUCUUUAAGAUUUCUGGUUUAAAAAAUUGGGAGGAGAUUUGGCAUAAAAGAACAGAGGAAUAAAUAUGGUUGAGAGGAAGAUGAAYGAUCUGCAAAUGAACUUUUUAUAUAAUCCUGAUAAGUUGUGCUGUGGAAAUACGGUGGUAGUGAUUUUCAAAAGACAGGGUAGGUGUCAUUGCAGGAUUUCUAUUUAUUUUUGGAAUCCCAUAGCAGUCUUUAASGAAAGGUAUGAUCCUGUAAGUUAUUGCAAUUAAAAAAAUAACUUUUCUCACAGAAA